Molecule: messenger RNA, 2100 nt
Organism: Endocarpon pusillum Z07020
Lineage: Eukaryota; Fungi; Ascomycota; Eurotiomycetes; Verrucariales; Verrucariaceae
Product: 1,4-alpha-glucan-branching enzyme
Exons: 3
Coding region: 1-2100 (699 amino acids)
Biological process (GO): glycogen biosynthetic process
Cellular component (GO): cytoplasm
Molecular function (GO): cation binding; 1,4-alpha-glucan branching enzyme activity; hydrolase activity, hydrolyzing O-glycosyl compounds
Source: RefSeq, a predicted model, not a curated record
AUGUCGCUCAAUCAAGAAUCGGAAAACUCAGUCUUUGCUGAUCCUGCUAGUGACAAGGUUGCCCCUGACGGCACAGGUGUCGUGCAGCUUGACCCCUGGCUCUCCCCAUUCAAAGACGCCCUCAAACACAGAUUUAGCAAAGCUCAGGGUUGGAUAAAAACUAUCGACAAGACAGAAGGUGGGUUGGAGAAGUUCUCUAGAGGUUUUGAGAAAUAUGGCUUCACCUUUGCCGAUAACGGAGACAUCACCUACCGAGAAUGGGCACCGAACGCUGAAAAGGCAUUUUUGAUAGGAGACUUCAAUAAUUGGGAUAGGGAUGCUACACCCAUGCAAAGGGACGACUUUGGGGUCUGGUCAGUCACUUUACCUGCAAAAGACGGAGUACCUGUCAUUCCACACAAUUCAAAAGUGAAGAUCUCAAUGGUGAUUCCAGGUGGAGAGCGCAUUGAGAGAGUUCCGGCAUGGAUCACGAGGGUCAUGCAGAACCUUGAAGUCUCCCCUGUCUACGAUGCUGUUCUCUGGAAUCCUCCAAAGAAUGAGAGAUAUGUGUUCAAGCACCCUCGACCAAAGAAGCCUGCCAGCGUACGCAUCUACGAGGCACACGUGGGAAUUUCUUCUCCGGACCUCAAAAUUGCAUCGUACAAAGACUUCACCAAGAAUAUGCUUCCACGAAUACAAAACCUAGGCUACAACGUCAUACAAUUGAUGGCCAUCAUGGAACACGCCUAUUAUGCCUCCUUUGGCUAUCAAAUCAAUUCGUUUUUCGCUGCUUCUUCCAGAUACGGCACUCCUGAUGAUCUGAAAGAGCUGAUAGACACCGCUCACAGUAUGGGUAUCACUGUACUACUCGACGUGGUUCAUUCCCAUGCAAGCAAGAACACUCUCGACGGACUUAAUAUGUUUGAUGGCUCAGAUCACUUGUACUUUCACGAAGGUGCAAAGGGACGGCAUGAGUUAUGGGAUUCUCGAUUAUUCAACUACAGCCAUCACGAAGUUCUCAGAUUUUUGUUGUCAAAUCUCCGUUUCUGGAUGGAUGAGUAUCAGUUUGACGGUUUCCGAUUCGAUGGUGUAACCUCAAUGCUCUACACUCAUCACGGCAUCGGGACCGGCUUUUCGGGCGGUUACCACGAGUACUUUGGCCCUGGCGUUGACGAGGACGGUGUCGUCUAUCUCAUGCUCGCUAACGAGAUGCUACAUAAUCUCUAUCCCGAAUGUAUCACAAUUGCCGAAGACGUCAGUGGUAUGCCCGCGCUCUGCCUCGCCCUCUCAUUAGGUGGCAUAGGUUUCGACUAUCGUCUCGCCAUGGCCAUUCCGGAUAUGUACAUCAAAUGGCUGAAAGAGAAAUCUGACGCCGAGUGGGACAUGGGUGCUCUCGCCUUCACCCUAACCAAUCGUCGUCACGGUGAAAAGACCAUCGCCUACGCCGAGUCGCAUGACCAAGCCCUCGUCGGAGAUAAAUCCCUGAUGAUGUGGCUUUGCGAUAAGGAAAUGUACACCCAUAUGUCUACCACCACAGAAUUCACCCCUGUCAUCGAACGCGGCCUCUCACUACACAAACUAAUCCGGCUCGUCACCCACGGCCUAGGCGGGGAAGGCUACCUCAACUUCGAGGGAAAUGAGUUUGGCCACCCAGAAUGGCUCGAUUUUCCGCGGGCCGGAAAUGACAAUUCAUACUGGUACGCCCGCCGCCAAUUCAACCUCCCCGAUGAUGAUCUGUUGCGUUACAAAUUCCUGAACGAAUUCGACCGCAAAAUGCAAUGGACCGAAGAGAAAUACGGUUGGCUCCACUCUCCGCAAGCCUACAUCAGCCUCAAGAACGAAACCGACAAAGUCCUCGUCUUUGAGCGUGCAGGUCUACUCUGGAUCUUCAAUUUCCACCCCACGAACUCCUACACGGAUUACCGGGUCGGAGUGGAGCAGCCCGGUGUGUAUAGGAUUGUGAUCGAUACGGAUGCGAAGGAGUUUGGUGGGUUUGAGAGGAAUGCGCAUGAGACGAGGUUUUUUACGACGGAUUUGCCAUGGAAUGGUCGUAAGAACUUUACCCAGGUUUAUUUGCCUACUAGGACUGCAUUGGUCCUUGCACUGGAGAAUACGCUGUAA